Molecule: messenger RNA, 2190 nt
Organism: Aspergillus candidus
Lineage: Eukaryota; Fungi; Ascomycota; Eurotiomycetes; Eurotiales; Aspergillaceae
Product: putative choline transport protein
Exons: 3
Coding region: 439-1938 (499 amino acids)
Biological process (GO): transmembrane transport
Cellular component (GO): membrane
Molecular function (GO): transmembrane transporter activity
Source: RefSeq, a predicted model, not a curated record
GCCUAGUCCAGCCUCUAGCAUACCCUCUAUCGAUUCCACCCUUGCUUCAACCACACAGGAGAAGGCAUGUAUGUAGGCCCGUGGAAAUUGGGCACCUUCCCAUUGUCGAACUCUCCCCCUGUCGUUUCUCCUCAAUUUGCCUCCCUGCGACAACACUCCCUGUCCUCCAUGCUUGCCGUCCUACAAGGUGUGUAACAGGAUAUUUGAAACAUGCAUGCCAUGCUGUUGCGGGCCGCGUCCGAUCCUGAUCGUUUCCCUCACAUGGCGACCAUAUGGAACUGACUGACUUCCUUGCAUGAGCAAAAAUAUCCGAUUCUUUUAUACCAGGAAGUAAGAUCAGUCUCGCGACAUAUCUGCGACCAUCAGUGUCUCUAUCAACUGCUGUGUGACAAGUAAAAUAAGAAAGAAAAGGAGGAAAAUUAAGAAAGAUAGAACACCAUGGAUGAGACGCGGUUGGAAACAGCACUGGGCCACAAGCAGCAGCUUGUGCGCAGGUUCGAUCUCUUCAGUUUGACCAGUCUGGGCAUCGUCAUCGCAAAUUCGUGGGCAUCAACAGGAGGCACCAUAGUAUCGGCCCUGCAAAAUGGCGGCCCCAUGGCGAUCCUAUACGGCCUCAUCCUAGUCAGCAUCUUCUACACCCUGAUCGCGGCAUCACUCUCCGAGCUGGCAUCGUCCAUGCCCUCCGCCGGUGGCGUCUACUACUGGUCCUCCGUGCUGAGCCGCAAGCACGGUAAAGUGGUGGGCUUCUUCACGGGGUAUCUCAAUGCGACGGCAUGGCUCUUGUCGGCGUCAUCUAUCUCCUCCAUGCUGGGCAACGAGCUCGUCGCGAUGCAUCUGUUACGCCAUCCAGAGGUAGAAUUCCACCCGUGGCAGGUGUUUAUCGCCUUUCAGGGCCUCAACUGGACAUGCUGCGCUAUUGUCUGCUUCGGGAACCGCUUCGUCCCGUGGAUUAAUCGCAUUGCGCUGUGUCUGUCUAUGACCGGCCUGGUCGUCACGGUGCUCGUCCUCGCUAUCAUGCCUAAACGACACGCCAGCAGUGCGGACGUCUGGACCACAUACCACAAUAACACCGGCGGCUGGUCCGACGGAAUCUGCUUCAUGACGGGGCUUAUUAACGCGGCUUUUGCAGUUGGUGUUCCGGACUGUAUCAGCCAUCUUUCUGAAGAAAUCCCCAACCCCCAACUCCACAUCCCGCAAGGCAUGCUCCUCCAAAUGUUCACAGCCUUCACAACAGCCUUCCUCUACGUCAUCGCCCUCUUCUACUCCAUCUCCGACCUCCCCGCCGUCCUCAACAGCCGCAUCGCCGUCUUCCCCACCGCCGAAAUCUACCGCCAAGCAACAGGGUCCAACGCAGGCGCAACAGGCCUCACAGCCGUGCUCUUCCUCGCAACCUUCCCGACCCUCAUCGGCACGCUCGUCACAGGCGGCCGCAUGUGGUGGAGUCUCGCCCGCGACGACGCAACCCCCUUCCCAACCUUCUUCAAACACAUCGACCCCGUCCACGAGACCCCCGUGCGCGCCACCAUCGCCGUCAGCGCCAUGGUCUCCUGUCUGGGCUGUAUCUACGUAGGCAGCUCCACCGCCUUCCAGGCGCUCAUCUCAUCCUUUAUCGUGCUCUCCACGCUAUCCUACCUCGGCGCGAUCCUGCCUCACGUGUUAACGGGGAGACGGAAUAUCGUGCCCGGCCCGUUCUAUAUGGGUCAUGGACUCGGCAUGAUCGUUAAUGUCGUGGCUGUGCUGUAUAUUGUUGUCACGGUCGUGUUCUUCUGCUUCCCGCUUGUGAUGCCUGUGACUGUGCAGAAUAUGAACUACACGAGUGUUAUUGCUGUGGGGUUGAUGGCUUUGACCGCUGUGUGGUGGGUUGUUCGUGGGAGGAGGGAUUAUCGGGGCCCGCAGUAUAGUAUGGAGGCCGCGCAGGAGUUGGCUAAGGGGGAGUAAACUUAUUCUAUGUAGGUAGUUUAGCAGGGAGUUGGUAGUCUGGGGUUGGGUCUUGUUUGUGCAUAUGCUGUUUUUUUUUAUUUUUUAUUCGAGGGUACGCAGGUUGUCGAAGGUUGCCUCUUUAUUCUGGGGGAUUGUCUUUUGUUUGUGUAUAUGCUGUUUGUUAUCCGAGGGGUAUGCAUAGGUAAUUUGGAAGAUUAUCUCGUUUUGUAUAUGCAGUUUGUUGAUCCGUGCAAAUAAUUCCUCUUUUUU